AUGCUACCUCUGCAUUCUAUUAUGAAUCCUGCUUUGUCUGGGCAGCCUGAGCCUGGUUUCCGACAGUCUGAUCCAGUGUUGGCAAAACCAUCGACACCAUUGCUGUCAGGAGCAUUACGAGUGACGACAGAUGGGUCAAUGCCUAUCCAAAAGGCGAAAGCACAGGGAAACGCCGACCCUAUGCCCAAGCCGAAGUUACAGGGGCCAAUCAAUUUCCCCCCCUUCGAAGAUGUCGACCAAGCAUCGUAUCGAGAGGUUCAAAGGUUUCAAGUCAGUCCGUUUGGACAGAUACGACAGAGUUGCGACCAUAUUCCUUACAGUAGCUCAAAGAAAGACUUUUUCGAGAAGACGGGAAGAGAGAGCAUUGAAGUUUUCAAGUAUGAGUUCUCCUACAACGAGACAACCUACACCGUCAUGUGGGAUUAUAAUGUUGGCCUUGUUCGCAUGACUCCAUUCUUCAAAUGUUUGGGGUAUGCAAAGACCAAACCCUCCCAGAUGCUGGAUAGAAACCCGGGAUUAAGAGACAUAUCGCCUAGUAUCACCGGAGGCGCCGUGUCAGCUCAAGGAUAUUGGAUGCCAUAUCCAUGUGCAAGAGCGUGUACUCCUUCCGACUCUCCUUAUUACAAUGAUAUGGUGAUCAGUCGACUGGUCAUCAUGCAAGCCACUGAAGACGUCGCACGGUUUCGGUAUGGACAGGGACAAGGAAAUCGAAUUGUAAAGGCUGUCGGUGGAAUACGUGGCCCUCUGGUGCUUGGAGACUAUCCCCUGCGUGGCAAACGGGAAAGCCAGCCAACGCCCUCUUUCAGACUACCGUCACGCCCUCAAAUUCCGCGUUCUCAGCGUUUGAUCACCUCGAUUCCUGAGGCUACCGUCGGUUACCAUCCCAUGGCAACUUCGGCUCCGAGUACAGCAUGCGAAGCCCGCGAAGUCAAUCACUUUUCUAGAAUGAGCAUGAACAUGACUGGUCGAUCUGUUCUUGAUCCUAAGCUUUUCCAGCCACCGGGCUCUUUCUUCGAUGUGUCCACACGAACCGAGACGAGUGAAUCUGAGAGAAAUCAUGUUGAGAAAUGGAGACCGAAGCGGCGUAGACGAGCUCAUAACGAGGCUGGAACAGCGUAUUCGCCUGCUCCGCUUAUGGAAGCAAACCAGGAGAGACGGCCACAACUAGAACUGGAGCAUUUUAGAGCAGCAGCAGCACUGCUAAGUCUGCAUAGAGAACCUCGAGCGGCAGAAUAUUCCUCCACGAUAGCGGUGGAAACAUCGGACGACGACUUUUCUGAACGACGUCACCAGAAGAAACGACCAAAGGCCCAUUCCUUUUAA
Molecule: messenger RNA, 1323 nt
Organism: Trichoderma breve
Lineage: Eukaryota; Fungi; Ascomycota; Sordariomycetes; Hypocreales; Hypocreaceae
Exons: 5
Coding region: 1-1323 (440 amino acids)
Molecular function (GO): DNA binding
Source: RefSeq, a predicted model, not a curated record